Molecule: messenger RNA, 213 nt
Organism: Anisakis simplex (herring worm)
Lineage: Eukaryota; Metazoa; Nematoda; Chromadorea; Rhabditida; Anisakidae
Source: the annotation of a GenBank genome assembly
AUUUCAAACCUAUUCAGUGUCACCUGGAACGGAAUCGUUGUAAAAGCGAGUGGUCUUGCGGCUGGUAAAGGAGUUAUUGUGACAAAGAGCUGUGAUGAAGCAGUCGAGGCUGCCAAAGAAAUACUUCAGGGCAAAUUUGGUGAAGCAGGAAACGAAAUUGUCGUUGAAGAAAUGCUCGUAGGUGAAGAAGUUUCGGUGAGUUCGACUGACUAA